Messenger RNA from Cryptomeria japonica (Japanese cedar), 2074 nucleotides. RefSeq lists its product as uncharacterized. The transcript has 4 exons. Bases 16 to 1866 code for a protein of 616 amino acids. The record is from RefSeq and is a predicted model, not a curated record. NCBI's taxonomy places the organism in Eukaryota, Viridiplantae, Streptophyta, Pinopsida, Cupressales, Cupressaceae. Gene Ontology annotation, molecular function: protein phosphatase 1 binding; protein phosphatase regulator activity. Gene Ontology annotation, cellular component: plasma membrane.
UUAAUACUGCCGCCUAUGAAAGCACCUCUAAAAGAUAAAGUUUAUGACCGAAAGCUGUCUUCUUCCGAGAGAGUAAGAAACAGGCUUAAGCUGCAUCGUGACGAAAGGUUAUGUAAAAUGGAGAACAAAUGUAACGUACCAGGAUUCUUUGUGGCUUGUCGAAAUGCCGAUCUGACGACUGCCAAAGACCUGCUUAAACAUGAGGAUUCGACAAGCUUGUCAACGAUUUGGGAGAGAAGAACAUGUUUUCAUGUGGCCGUAAUUGCAGGAGACCCAGAUUUGUUAAAAGAGAUAGCAGCAAAGCUACCAGUCUCAGAAUUCAUCGACAUAAUAACAAAGAGGGACAAAAAAGGCGACACAGCUUUGCAUGUAGCUGUGAGGAAAAAUCGCUUGGAUCUGGUGAAACAGUUGGUACAGUUGGGUGCCAGUUUGAGUCAAUGUGAAAGUCGCUUGGAUCUGGUGAAACUGUCGGUACCCUUGGAUGCCUAUUUGUGCGAUUGUGUGAAUAACGAAGGAAAAACUCCACUAAAAUUGGCAGUAAGUUUGGGAUUCAGAGAAGCUGUAGAGUUUUUAUUUAGUCGCACAUCAAACGCCCUGCACUACAUUGUGGAGCUUAACCAAGUCAAGCAUGUUCAAUUUAUAAUUGACCAAAAAGUAGACUUGUCAGAACUUAUCAAUAAGUCUUACCAGCCAACUGAUGGAGGAGAGCAGCAUCCCAAAAAGAAAAGUCUCACAAAUGCAUCUGGUGAUGGAGGAGAGGAGUCUUCGCAAAGUAAUGGUGAUCCAAAUAACCAGCAGGACCAUCCAAUUGUUCUAAUUGGAGACACGCCUUUGCACAUUGCAGCAAGGAACAAAUAUGACCACAUGGUGAAUUUGUUGUUAAAUGUGCGUGGGGUGAACAAGCUUGCCCGGAACAAUGAGGACAAAACACCUUUUGAAAUUGCAAGAGAAGUCACGAUGUACCACGAAUCUUUCAGGAUUAUAAGAAAGCUGGCGGAUUCUAGAGGGAGUUCCAAGCCAUUCAUGGACUGUGCACCACAGGUAACCCAUGAAAAGCGCAUUGAAGCGAGGAAAAUGGUUGGUGAAGCCUACAAGGCGAGACGCGAUGCAGAACUAGUGGUGGCAGCGCUGUUGGCCGCCAUGACAUGUGCCGCUGCCUUCACCGUCCCAGGCGGUUUCGAAUCGAAGAAGGAUUUAAAAGACCGAGGGAGUCCUAAUCUUAUAUCCCUCACUUCGUUUAAGCUCUUCCUCAUUUUCGACUGCAUAGCCUUCUUUCUCUCUCUCUUCGUCUGUGUUAUGUGGGAGAUGAGUUGCGAGCUUACCACAGGGGACAAGAUGUUGUUCAUGACUGUCAACGGUUUAUUGGUUUGCUGCAGCUUUGCCUUCACCACUUAUGGGUUUAUGUGUGCUGUAUACGUGAUGCUGGAGCGUAAGGUUCAGACCUUCUCUUGGGUUGUUUUGGGAAGUCUCCUUACCAUUACUUUGUGGGCUGUUCUCGCGUUUAUCCAUCAAUCAGUACAGUUUUCGGUGAAGCGGGCCAGAUUCCACCGCCUGUGCGGUGAAUCUUCUUUUUUCGAUGAUAUUGUUGAAAAUGUAUGGUCUCGAGCAGAACGCUGUGGGCUUCUCAACAUUCUCCGUUCAGGUGAUGAUGUUUCGCAGGAUUUAAUCACGGGGCAUGCUAUGUGUUGUGGGCUUCGCAAGCUUCUCCGUUCAGAUGAUGAUGUUUCCCAUGAUUUAGCCACUGGGCAGACUACUGAACGCGAAGUUAGCCAUAACAACUCCCCCUUUUGGUCGCCACUCAACUCCCGCUCUUCGUCUCCGUUCCUCAACUCCGGCUCUUCAGUUUCCGGAUCUCAAUUCCAUUAGCUGUAAUAGCUCGCGCUCUUCGUCCCUGUCACUCAGCCUUUUUUAGCUUUCGCUCUUUUCUUUCUCUAUUACGCCUGUAACUCUGAGUACUCCUCAAUUUUUGUUCCAUUGUUCGCCGACCAUGCCUCUUGUACCCUGCAAUUAUUUACAAUUUGAACGGAAUUUAAUAGUGAGGAGUCCUUUUGGUAAAAGGAUUAUGUUUCUAGAA